Zootoca vivipara (common lizard) is the source of this 2207-nucleotide messenger RNA. NCBI's taxonomy places the organism in Eukaryota, Metazoa, Chordata, Lepidosauria, Squamata, Lacertidae. The record is from RefSeq and is a predicted model, not a curated record.
UUUGCUUUUCUGCCGGCACAGGAAGGGGCUGGAAGUAGCUGGGGAAGAAGGAGGACGAAGAGGGAUCGCAUGGGGCGCUGUAAUCGGAAAUCGACCUUUUCUUUAACUUUAUUAUUUGGCCAGGGAAAGUCCCCUUCCCCUGGGGCGCCCAGUUGCUGAUCGGUGCCUGCAGAGGGAGAGAAACCUUUCAGGUCUCCGCCCACUCCUGCGCGCCCGACCUACUCCCUGGACUCAGCCCCCCAAGGGAGCCCCGGAGGUUUCCAGCUAUUAACUCCGGAACAGCCGAACACUCUAGCCUGCCAGGUAUCAGUCUGCCAUCUUCUGCCCCAACCCGGUGCAUUUUGCUGAAAGAAGUAAUGGCUACAGCAGAACCAACUCAGGAGCUGGCCACACCUGAGGAGGAAGACGAAGAAGGGGAGAAAACAGCGCGCCUGUCUCACCCUGACCAAGCAUCCCCCACGAAUGAUACUGCAGUGGGGGAAGAAGAGGACUGUGCAGCAUUCCCAGAGAGUGAGAACGAGGAAGAGUACCCAGAGACUGUGAGGUCUCGCAUGGCCUUGUCAGGAGCCUGCAAAAGAAAGGGGUCCUCAGAUGCUAAGAAAUGGGGAUUCCAUGAGAAGCGAGAUGAAAGCUUCCUCAGAGAGAACUGGGCUUGCCCUCCUCCCUAUAUGGAGGUUCUUGGGGGCACUCAGGACUGUGCGACCCACCAGGGGCUCAGCAACCAUCACAAGGAGCGUGGGAAGAUCCUUAAGUCCUGGCCCCGCAACCUCAUUACCCGCCAGAGACUUCAUGGGAGAAUGAAGCUCCAUUGCUGUGCCGACUGUGGGAGAGGCUUUGGCCUCCUCUCAAACCUCAUCCGCCACCAGAGGACCCACGUUGGGGGGAAGCCCUACAAAUGUCCCGACUGCGGGAAAGAAUUUGGCCACCGCUCGGCCCUCAUCACUCACCGGCGCAUCCACACCGGGGAGAAACCGUACGUGUGCAACGAAUGCGGGAAAAGCUUCAACGUGGUGUCAAACCUUCUGCGCCACCAGAGGAGCCACACGGGAGAGAAGCCGUACCAGUGCCCGGACUGCGGGCGCUGCUGCAGCCAGAGGUCUCACCUGGUCACUCACCUGCGCCUCCACACCGGGGAGAGGCCUUACCGGUGCCUGGAGUGUGGGAAAAGCUUCAACGUCAGCUCCGACCUCAUCAAACACCGGAGAAUCCACACGGGCGAGAAGCCUUACGAGUGCCGCUACUGCGGGAAGCGCUUCAGCGGCAGCUCGAACCUCAUCACGCACCAGAGGCUCCACACGGGCGAGAAGCCCUACGUCUGCCCAGAGUGUGGCAAAAGCUUCCCCAUCAGCUCCAAGCUCAUCGCUCACCAGAGAAUCCACACCGUGGAGAAACCCUACGACUGCGCCGACUGGGGUCAAAGUUUCCCCGAAAGGCCCUGCCUGGCCAGGCGCCAGCAGAGCCCGUACCGCCGAGAGAAACGCUUCAAGUGUGGCGACUGUGGGAAGAGUUUCACUACCAGCUCCUACCUGAUCACUCACCAGCGCACCCACACGGGGGAGACCCCUUACAUCUGCGGGGACUGUGGGAAAAGCUUCGCCGUCCUCUCCAACCUUGCCAGACACCAGAGAAUCCACACGGGAGAGAAGCCCUACCAGUGCCCGGACUGUGGGAGGAGCUACAGCCAACGGGCCCACUUGACAACGCACCUCAGAGUCCACACGGGAGAGAAGCCUUACGUCUGCGCCGACUGUGGGAAGAGCUUCAACGUCAACUCGUCCCUCACAAAACACCGGAGAACCCACACGGGCGAAAAGCCCUACAUGUGCCCUGACUGUGGGAAAACUUUCAGCCAGAGCUCCAACGUCAUCACGCAUCGAAAGCUCCACCAUGGAGAGAGCCUUCUCGGUGGCCCCAAUAGGAUCCUUCAGGUCAAAUAGAACUUCCCAUCUCUGGUGGUCUGGCUGCCUUUGAGGAACUUGACAGUCUUUUCUCACUUUGCCCUGGCUUUGGAACACGUCCUGCGGAAAUGCAUGAAGCCUUCCCAGGUGUGCCCAGUCGCUUGUUCCUCACCGAGUUUGAGAUACCAUUAAGCGCUCAGAUGGAGUAAAUAUACACCUGCAAACUCGCAUGUCAUCACUGAUCAGAACCUUCAACUGAACAGAAUCUUUCUAUGUGAGAUCUACCCAGUGGCAGAGCUUCAUGCUCCA